Molecule: messenger RNA, 1482 nt
Organism: Sporothrix brasiliensis 5110
Lineage: Eukaryota; Fungi; Ascomycota; Sordariomycetes; Ophiostomatales; Ophiostomataceae
Product: aldehyde dehydrogenase (NAD+)
Exons: 3
Coding region: 1-1482 (493 amino acids)
Molecular function (GO): aldehyde dehydrogenase (NAD+) activity
Source: RefSeq, a predicted model, not a curated record
AUGUCGGCUCUUACCGCUCAGCUGAAGACGCCCAUCACGGGCGAGGUGACCUUGAACACGGGCUUGUUCAUCAACAACGAGUUCGUCCGUGGUGUUGAGGGCAAGACCUUCGAGGUCAUCAACCCCUCCACCGAGGAGGUCAUCACCUCCGUCCAUGAGGCCACCGAGAAGGACAUUGAUAUGGCAGUCAGCGCGGCCCGCAAGGCGUUUGACAACACCUGGAAGAAGGUCACCCCCCAGGAACGCGGCAAGAUGCUGCUGAAGCUCGCCGACCUUGUCGACAAGAACCUGGAUCUUCUUGCCGCCGUUGAGUCGCUCGACAACGGCAAGUCCAUCACAAAUGCCCGCGGCGAUGUUGGUGCCGUUGCUGCGUGCCUGCGCUACUACGGCGGCUGGGCCGACAAGAUCGAGGGCAAGACCAUCGACAUCGCCCCCGACAUGUUCCACUACACCCGCGCCGAGGCUCUCGGCGUCUGCGGCCAGAUCAUCCCCUGGAACUUCCCCCUGCUGAUGCUCGCCUGGAAGAUUGGCCCCGCCCUGGCCACGGGCAACACCAUUGUCCUGAAGACGGCCGAGCAGACGCCUCUGUCCGCCCUCGCUUUCGCUCCCUUCGUCAAGGAGGCCGGCUUCCCCCCUGGUGUCCUGAACAUUGUCUCUGGCUUCGGCAAGGUCGCGGGUGCCGCCAUCUCCUCGCACAUGGACAUUGACAAGGUCGCCUUCACCGGCUCCACGGCCGUCGGUCGCACCAUCAUGAAGGCCGCCGCCGCCUCCAACCUCAAGAAGGUCACCCUUGAGCUGGGCGGCAAGUCCCCCAACAUCGUCUUCAACGACGCGGACAUUGAGGACACCAUCAACUGGGUCAACUUUGGCAUCUACUACAACCACGGCCAGUGCUGCUGCGCCGGUUCGCGCGUGUACGUCCAGGAGGGCAUCUACGACAAGUUCGUCGCUGCCUUCAAGGCCCGCGCCGAGCAGAACAAGGUCGGUGACCCGUUCCAAGAGGAGACCUUCCAGGGCCCGCAGGUGUCCCAGCUGCAGUUCGACCGCAUCAUGAGCUACGUCAAGUCCGGCAAGGACGAGGGCGCUACCGUCGUUACCGGUGGCGACCGCCACGGCGACAAAGGCUACUUCAUCCAGCCCACCAUCUUUGCUGAUGUCCGCCAGGACAUGAAGAUUAUGCAGGAGGAGAUCUUCGGCCCCGUCGUCGCCGUGGCCAAGUUCAAGGAUGCUGAAGAGGCUAUCGCACUGGGCAACGACAGCAACUACGGCCUGGCCGCCGCCGUCCACACCAAGGACCUGAACACGGCCAUUCGCGUCUCCAACGCCCUGCGCGCCGGUACCGUCUGGGUCAAUUGCUACAACGCCCUGCACCACCAGCUGCCAUUCGGUGGCUACAAGGAGAGCGGUAUCGGCCGCGAGCUGGGCGAGGCCGCGCUGGCAAACUACACCCAGAGCAAGUCGGUUGCCAUCAAGCUCGUGUAA